AUGCGGACGCUGAAAUGGUUCUUGUUCUUUCCUCUGUGCCUCUCCUGUGGCUAUGCCUUUAUGUUUUCUUCUCUGAGGGAUAAAGCCAGAGAACCCCAGGGGAAGGUGCCUUGCGGAGGGCACUUUCGAAUUCGGCAGAAUCUCCCAGAGCAUGCCCAAGGCUGGCUUGGGAGCAAGUGGCUCUGGCUUUUUUUCGUUGUCGUGCUGUAUAUGAUGCUAAAGUUUCGAGGAGAUAGUGAGAAGGAUAAGCAGAAGACUCCUCCUGCCCUUCGAGGCUGUUCAUUUCGCUCUCCAAUAAAGAAAAAUCAAAAUGCUUCCCCCAACAAAGACUAUGCAUUCAAUACCUUAACCCAGCUCGAGAUGGACCUUGUGAAAUUCAUGUCCAAGGUGCGGAAUCUGAAAGCCGCCAUGGCAACUGGCGGUAAUCUCAAGCUUCAGAACUCAGAGGUGCCUGCAGACCCACACAAUAAUAUUACAAUAUAUGAGAUAUGGGGCGAAGAAGACUCCGAGUGAGUGGAUUUGUGUGUCAAAGUAGGAGAGGAAAAUUUGAGUGUU
This is a messenger RNA of Balaenoptera acutorostrata (minke whale), 555 nucleotides long. RefSeq names its product protein FAM209. The record is from RefSeq and is a predicted model, not a curated record. The transcript has 2 exons. The coding region runs from base 1 to 513 and encodes 170 amino acids. Lineage: Eukaryota; Metazoa; Chordata; Mammalia; Artiodactyla; Balaenopteridae.